AUGACGAUCGAAGAAUACGAUCAAUAUGAACAGGCAUACAGGGAUGAAAGUGACCACGAAGAAUACAUCCGGGGCAACGACAUUAAUAAAGAAAAUAAAGCCCCGUCUCACAGCCAUUCCGUUCCACCUACGCUACGCGCACCGCUUGCCAACACCUUCGAAGAACGCGAAGAAAGGCCACUCGCUACCGUUGAACGCGAGGAACCUACCGUUCAUACUGACCUCCCUGAUGCUAUAAGGUCAGGAUCAGACACGGACACGACGGAUCAGAUGGAUCGCAACGAGGAACUACAGGCCCAGUUAGCCUACCUCAACCGUUUGGCGGACGUCAAUCAGACCAGAAUCAAGGAACUGGAGAUCCAACAACUCGCCUAUAACCGCCAGCGGCGUCACAUCCAUCGGCAAGAUAGAUGGGACUAUGAGGACACCUUCAAGGACUCCCAAAAGAAACCGGAAGAACUCAUCGCCCUCAUCCAGGCCUCAUUGCAGGGCCUCAAGAAGAAAAUCACUCGAGACAGCAAGUGGACCCACAAGUUCAAUCUGGACGAGAAGUACAACCGUCAGAUUCAGACAGAAUUCUAUGCGGGUCCCAUCGACGAUGACUCCUUCAUCGAGCCAUACCCUCCACGACAAUCAUUCCAAUCCAUUGGAGUGACCGCGUUCGAGGCCAAUGUCUACACCGUGUGUGAUCGCCCUUGGUCACCCCAAGCAGGAGACCACCCCCAGGUCCACCCAGGCCACCCAUCUCACGGGAAAAUCGCCUGGAUCCAAUGCUUAUAUGACGCUUGCCCAUGGCAUUUGUCAUACAAGAUGGAACACGACCACUUCCCCCAACGCGUUUGGGAAAACGAUGUCCCAAUACCAGUACGAACCGCCCAUCAUAAAGACUCUAUUAGCAUGUGGGACACUUGCACACCCCGCAAACGCGAUGGAGGCGGCCGACUCAUGAGACUCGUCUUGAAGGAUGGGUAUACGCGUGAAUGCAUGGAAUCUCCCCACACCAGAUACCAGGACUGUUGCAAAAUCAAUUGCGCAGUCCACAUGGCCGACAAAGCACGACAAUGGCAUUCAAGACAAGCCAUGCGUGAAGAAAGGGCAUUCCAGCGCACUCAGCGUAAGGAGGAAACAGCAGUAGCAGCAUCUUCUAGCACCAGCGAGACGGCCAGUGGAUCUUCGUCUAAAUCGAAGUCCCAGAGGAAACGCCGUGCUCGCGGUGGCCGCAGAAGACAGGGAAAUGGCGCCAGCUCCUCGCGAGAGGACCACGAGUAG
Messenger RNA from Neurospora tetraspora, 1269 nucleotides. RefSeq lists its product as uncharacterized. NCBI's taxonomy places the organism in Eukaryota, Fungi, Ascomycota, Sordariomycetes, Sordariales, Sordariaceae. The record is from RefSeq and is a predicted model, not a curated record. The transcript has a single exon. The coding region runs from base 1 to 1269 and encodes 422 amino acids.